Molecule: messenger RNA, 2952 nt
Organism: Trichoplax adhaerens
Lineage: Eukaryota; Metazoa; Placozoa; Uniplacotomia; Trichoplacea; Trichoplacidae
Exons: 20
Coding region: 1-2952 (983 amino acids)
Biological process (GO): protein phosphorylation
Molecular function (GO): protein binding; ATP binding; protein kinase activity
Source: RefSeq, a predicted model, not a curated record
AUGUGCGACGUGUCAAACUGUGGGUGGACACUGGACACCGGACAGCCGGCUUAUUUUCGUUUGCCUAUAGGAUCCGAGCCACGCUGGAACGAUUCUAUAGUAAAAGCUUUAUUCGAGCAGUCCAAUCGAGUACAGUACCAGCGUCAGUCAGCACGAUUCGUUCGACUGGGAGAGCAAUUUCGAUGCCAUCUUGUCUUCGUAUGGAUUAUUUCAUUAUUAUUAUGUCACGCUAAUGGACUGGAUGAUUCAAAGAGUGUUUCUACGUUAAAAUGUAGCGCUGGUUCGUGCAAUUCGUUGAUUAUUGUUAGCACAUUGGAUGGAAAAUUAACCGCUCUAGACGCUAAAGGAAAUGGGCAAAAACAUUGGAUUUUGCAUUCGUUAUUAGGACCUCUAGUCUCUUCAUCAACAACGACCGUCAAGAGAGAAGUCGAUGCCCCUAAACUGAUUCCCUCUCUCGAUGGCCAUAUAUAUUAUCAAGAAAGAGGACAUGUCAAGUUAAUGCCGUUUACAGCCGAAGAUAUGCUCUCCAGAUCGUACAAGGUCAGCGAUAAGUCGGUUCUUUCUGGCAGCAAGCACGUGCAUCUGUAUGGAAUAAACUAUGUAACAGGAAAGAUUCAGUAUAUAUGCACUGGGGAAGGUUGCAAGUCUUCGGGAACUGAAGCGGUUGCUGAUGAAAUCUUGAUUGUUAGACGGGAACAAGAAGGUCUACGAGCUGUUGAUAUGGUAUCUGGAUCAGAAAGAUGGAAUUUAACUGUUGGACAGUAUAAGCUAUCGUUACCUAAUGAAGACGAAGAGCAUCAUUGUGAUUCUGACGGCAGGGCUACGCCUGUUAGUAUUGAAACAAAUGAUGGGGAAAAAGUAUACAUCAGCUUUUCCAAAAACAAAGUAUAUGCAUUCUCAGGAUUGGGUUCCCUAAGUGACCUUAUUUGGGAAAAAGAGCUUGAAGCUCCUGUAGCGACAACCUGGGUGUUAUCAAAUGGCAAGCUGCGUCAAAUUGAUAUGGUCCUUUCUGGUACCGGAAACUCACAAGGAAUUGACUUCUCAACCUCCUCAUCGACUGAUUCAAAUCAUAAAACUACCGCUUUAUCCCGUGUAGAUAAUGCUAUUUUUAUGUACAUAGGAACUUACAACAAUCAGCUGUACAUAAAUCCAACUAUCGAUUCAUGCACCGUUAAUAAAAUGAAAGCAGCUGAUACUGCUAGAAAAGAACUUCUUCAAAUGAGGGAUCAUCUGACGAGCGGAGAUGAGAAAACAUUGAUUACUAGUGAUUUUUCAAAACUAGCGAAAGCCGCUGGAAUGGGUUGGUAUAUGUAUAAACUUUCUGCCUUGCAUAGUAGAACGCCCAUUGUGAAAACUAACAAGUAUGGAAGCAAUGAAAUUGCGUUAAAAGACAAAUCAGUUCCUUAUCCAUUCGAUGAUGGUGAAAUUCUAGUCAGUCAAAAAAAGCCAAAUCAACAGCUAAUUAGCGAUGGAAAUUAUGUUUAUUAUGCAACUAUCAUGGGAAACAUUAAAGGUUCAAUCUGGGAUUGGUGGCUGGAUAGUGAAUUUGAAUUAAAAGAGAAGCUAGGACGUGGUGGAUAUGGUGUUGUGUACAAAGCUAAAAAGAAAUUUGACGAUCAGGAUUACGCCCUUAAAAUAGUGCGAUUGCCUGAUAGGGAUGAAAAACGUGAAAAAGUCUUACGGGAAGUAAAGUUGCUAGCCAAAUUGGAUCAUAUUGGAACAGUACGUUAUUAUAACGCAUGGGUAGAGGAAUCAUCAAGCAGCUGGUCAAAGAAUUCUGACAUACUUGCUAGUGAAGAAAGCUCACGGGCUUUUGCUACCGAAGACGAUAAUGAAAAUUUUGAAACCGAAAGUUCAUUUCAGUCCUCAAACGUGAACCGAAAACUAAAUUAUUCUUGGUCCUAUACUGACCAAAUUACAGAAUUGGAAAGCAAUUCUCUCAAUGGAAAGUUUAAAUCAUCAGUACGAUUUGCACGAAACUCUCUAGAGUUUAGUUUUCGCGGACUAUCAAAGUCGAUCGAUCAUAAUAAUGACAAUAAUAGCGGUGAUGAUACAUCGGGUAGUAUAAUUUUUCAAGAAUCCGGACUUGGAGAAGAAAGUGCCAAGGAUUCGAUGGAAAUUGCCUUUGAGAAUUCGGAAACGAGUGACGACCUUAGAAUGAGCAAUUCCAACUCAGGGAUUGUUUUCGAAGAAGAUGCAAUAUUACCUGGUACUAGUGGUAAACCUUCCAAUAACAGCGUCAUUGGGGCAACAUCAUCAUCCUCUCAUGUUAAUUCAAGUGUUAGAAAAGCGAGAAAACGCCAUCAGUCUUGUCCGACAGAAGUGGUAAAACCACCUAGCUAUUUAUUCAUUCAAAUGCAACUUUGCCACUCUGAAACAUUGGACAAAUGGUUACAAAAAAAUGUUGAAAAUCGCAGUUUUAGUGAAUGCUAUGAUAUAUUUAAUCAGAUUCUAAAGGCCCUAGUCUACAUCCAUAAUAUUGGAUUGAUUCAUAGAGAUUUAAAGCCUGCUAAUGUAUUCUUUUCAAUGGAUGGCCUUGUGAAAAUUGGAGAUUUUGGUUUGGCUAUUGAUUACGGCGACUAUGAUACGAUAGAUAGUUUAUCCCAAAGCACGAGUAAAGGUCAUGAACGUAAAAAGUAUUCUAGAAAUGUGGGCACUAUGUUGUAUAUGAGCCCUGAGCAGGUGUCGGGGAAACGUUGUAGCCAAAAAGUAGAUAUUUAUGCAUUAGGCAUAAUACUUUACGAACUACUUCAUCCAAUGACAACUGGAAUGGAACGAAUUAAACUCUUGUCCAAUUUACGAGAACAAAAUAAAUUUGAUAGUAUGUUUAGCAAGGAGAGACCAUUAGAGGCAAAUUUCAUAAGGUGGUUACUUUGUGGAGACCCCAAAAAACGCCCACUCGCUGAAGAAAUUUUAGCGAGCGAAAUGUACGCUAAGAUUGAAGUUGAAUAA